AUGCCUGUUCAUUUGCCCGCCGUGCCCCGUCCCAUGUUCGGGCGGGGGCCAGAUGCGUCCAGGAGCGAAGAUGCCGGGCGCGAUGGGGGCCGGACCGGUCUCAAAGAGACGAAGGCUUCGCUGAAGCCACUGGUCCGGGAUGUCAUCAACGGACUCGUUCCCGUGGACAAGGACAGGGAGAUCAUCCAGAUACGAAAGGGCCGUGGUGGCCUCUUCGGGAAGCAGGAUGACCUCAACUACUACAGCGUCUUUCAGGAGGUGCCGCUGUCUCUGAAAGAGAAGCUGGUUGAGGCCGCAGCUUGCGACGAUCUGUACCACCGGGCCAUGGGUUGCAUGCAGGGCAUGGCCGUGGGUGAUUCGCUGGGGCAUCCUUUUGAGUUCCUGCCGGUGCAAGACCGGCCUGUCGGCCCGCACUUCGACUUCGAACGAUUUGAAUUCGUUGGCGCGUCGAACACUUUUCGCCUGAAGCCUGGGCAGUGGACAGACGAUGCUGCCAUGGGCCUUUGCAUGGCCGACUCCCUGCUGAUGAGGCGCGAAUUCGAUGGGAGUGACAUGAGGAUUCGUUUCUGGUGUUGGUGGAACCGCGGCUACAACAACGCUUUCCGAAAGGAUCCGACGCGGAGUGGCUCGGUAGGCCUGGGUGGCAACAUCGCCAAGUCUUUGACCGAGAUCUCCUACCUGCUUCCCGAGGAGACGCCUAGCCCGGCCUACAAAGCAGCAACGGAAGAUGCAGGGAAUGGAAGCUUGAUGCGAUUUGCCCCAAUCGCCAUCUACUACCAUGCUGCUCCGAUGGAAGAGGUACUCGACUUUGCACGUCAGUCCUCGUACACGACUCACCCGGGCAUCAUCGCAGCAGAGGCCUGCUCCCUGCUGGCUUUUCUCAUCAUCCGGGCACUCAAGCGCCAGGGUGAGGAGAACCAGAUGACUGCCAGGGACUUUUUGGACAAGGUGACAGCAGAAUACCUCUCCGUCUCAGGCCUCGAAAACAAGUCUGGCUGGGGCUUCGACCAGAUGAAUUGGCUGGUUCGAGCAAAGCCGAUCCAUGCAACCGAGAGGUGCUGGGAUUGGCGCAACCCUCACCUGGACAUCGCAGGGACCCUCCGAGCAAGAGGGCGGAGCUACAAUGGAUACCCGGUGUCAGCCGGUUACUUUGGUUCCUACUCCUUGGACGGCCUGGCCUUAGCUCUUUGGUCCGUCUACAAUUCCUCCUCCUUUAAUGAAGCCGUGGUCAAGUCCGUGAACCUCCUUGGGGACGCGGCGCGGGUUGUAGUGGCAAUGCCUCAUACUACUUCCUUUGUGUUCGUGAAGUUUGGAGAAGAGCCGGUGCGUGUCAUCCUCACCCACACACCGGGGAUGCUUUUGGUCAAUGAAGGCAUGCCUCUUCUUGACAUGCGAAACAACCCCGAUGGGAUGGAGCAGGCUCUUCUUGCCUUGACAGUCCCGCAGUUGAGGGACUUUGUGGAUGACUACCAUUUGAGUGGCAUUUCCAUGCGUGGCAAGACGUCAAAGCAAGACAUUGUCAGGCAAAUCCUUGCGCGUUGGGACGAGGUCAUGGCAAAGGUUGAGGCAAUGGUGCCCGAUUUUCGUGAGAAUGUCCGUGCCAUGACCAACCAAGCACAGGCAUCCACAGCAGGUGCAGACGUGCGCCCCUUCUCCGGAGUUCCUCAUCGCUUGGAUGGGGGAUACAAUGCCUCUGACGCCGAGGAGACAAAGGAGGAAACCCCAGUGAUGCGCCUUGUCGUUCGCCCUGAGGAAGGUUCCAGUGAAGGCGCGAUUGUCGUGCUUGUUUUUGAGGGCGACACCUCUACGACUAUCAUUGAGCAGAUGGUGCCGGUCAUCCUCAAACGAAGCACUACACAGACGAACGACACCGCCCCCGACUGCACCACACUUGCCAUGAUGUUGAAGUUCGUGAAGGUUCGGGACAACACCAUGCUUGACUCCACGACACCCAUUCAGACUUACUUUGACAGUGAGUGGGGCGAAGUGCGACUCGUCAAGCGCACCACCACAGAAGACCACGACCUCAUCAGUGAGCAGUUUUGGACAAGUGGGCAUCUCUGGGCAAAGACAUCAGGCAAAGACGACAGUCACGCGAAGAUGGAGGACGGUGUGGUCUUGAAGGCAAAGAGCGAAAGCACCAAAGGUUGCCUGACAGUGAAAGUGGGCGACAGCAUCCGGCUUUACUUCAACUACGAGCCCGCCGACCGCAUCAAGGACGUGCUUGAAAGUAUGGAGACCAAGUUUGGCUUGAAGGUGUCGCGCGCCGAGGGGGCGUUCAAGUUGAAGUAUCUUGCUACCGGCUCAUUCUUUGAGGAUUGGGAGCCCGUUCAUGCAACGGUCGCUGAGGACGAGGACGGUGGCCGUGCUGAGUUGGUGGUGUCCCUCCGCGGAGGGGGGAAGACUGUCAAGAAGACGAACUUGAAGAAAUCCCUUGUUGCCGAAAUGAAGGAGAACCUCCAAGAACAGGCGCGCACUGCGGAUGUCAGCAUGAUUGACACAGUGGGUGAGACAGUCGCCACUGCAAAGCAUGACCUUACCGCCUUGUUCGCAAGUGCUGAUGCUGACCCCCGUGCUGUGUUGAGCAAGUUGAUUGGGAACGCCUCCGUAGAGGUUUUGGGCAACAGCAAGGGCACGAGCCCUUUGUUGGAGAUGCUUGGCAAAGGGCGUCGCGACACUCGCUUGAACGAUGUGGGCAACGCUGUCAUGAAGGCAAAUUUCGCUCGCCUUUACGACCUCCAUGCGGAGGUUGAUGGUCUCACCGAAACAUGUGAGCUGACGUGGGAUGUGAUUGUCAAUCAGGCUUUCAUGAAAGAUGAUGGCUCUUUUGACUUCUCAGGCCUUCGUCGCCUGAUUGAGGACGCCAUUGUCAUCAAGGCAUCCCGUGGAAACUGA
Messenger RNA from Symbiodinium sp. CCMP2592, 2895 nucleotides. The record is from the annotation of a GenBank genome assembly. NCBI's taxonomy places the organism in Eukaryota, Dinophyceae, Suessiales, Symbiodiniaceae.